Molecule: messenger RNA, 717 nt
Organism: Cylicostephanus goldi
Lineage: Eukaryota; Metazoa; Nematoda; Chromadorea; Rhabditida; Strongylidae
Source: the annotation of a GenBank genome assembly
AUGGUAGCUGCGACGGAGGUAGACAUGAGCGAACUGGUAAAGAGUGGUGGUCGUGUAAAGAUCAAUGUAGGUGGAACUGUCUUCGAAACCACAGUGACCACGCUCACAAGACUGGGAAAUACUGUAACCAAAAUCUUAUCCUGUCCUAAUCCUUCGAUGAUAGAAGCUGUGCAGGUGCUCUCCGCCAUGGUAGCGGAUCGCUGGCGAAAUAGUGCGGACGAAUUGUUCGUGGAUCGAAGUCCGACUUACUUCGCAAAAAUACUGGACUAUUUGCGUGAUGGGGAAAAUUUUGCAGUUCCCACAGACUUUGAUGCACGGGAGUGUCUCCGAAGGGAGGCUGAGUUCUAUAAUCUACCUGAACUUGCCGACAUGUGCGCACCCGGUCUCCAUGUGGGUGAUUGGGUAGAGUGGAAGAGUAGCGCCGUGGAAGCAUACUGGAGAUUCUUUGUAAGGUAUGAAUAUAAUGAUAGAAAGACAUGUCCCACGUCUGUAGAUUGUUCCGAUUGUAAAGACUGUGGAUCGAAGACGUGCGGCUGUCCGUUAGAUGUACCUCCCAACUUCCGCUAUGAUGAGUGGAUGCACGUGAAACAUCGAAUGCAAUUCAUGAAUGGAAGGGUGACAAAGGCUGAUUCAAGGGUCUGUUGCAGCGUGCAUUGGGAUAACGGUUGGCGCGUCCAUUUCCCACAAUCUGCACUGCGAUUGGCUACAUCGCAGUAA